CCUGUUAUCUGUCACACUAAGAGAGCUAAGAGAGGAAUCACGAUUAAGUUCUCAGUUGAGAUUCGUUUGGGUUGAAUACCGUUUUAAAUUUUUAGCUCAGCACUCAGUAAUGGUAUUUGCAGUCAUUCGACAUGUUCGGCGCACUGAAUUGGUUAAUCACGGUGCUGGUGGUGAUUUGUGAAGGUCGACAUUGGGAUGCAGACCGAAUGUUAUCAAAUGAACGAAGCACAUUGGAUGAUUGCAGAUCGCGUUUUCAUGAGCUCAUUGCAUCGGGGGCAGCUGCUCCUGCUAAUGGGAAGCCAGCGUUGUUGAAAGAAUUCGCACACAUGGGAGCUAUAGGGUGGACUCAGGAUGAUGGGAAAGUACUGUGGCAUUGUGGAGGCACAUUGAUUUGGAUGGACUACGUUCUGACUGCGGCGCAUUGCGUGGUAGAUCACCGGAAUAUUCGACCGGAUAUUGUCCGGUUCGGCGACUUGAACUUGGAAUCUGACGAUGAUGAUGAAUAUGCCCAGCAGUCUAAGGUUGCUCAGAUAUAUAGACACCCGCAGCAUCGGUUUGGCGUGAAAUACCAUGACAUAGCACUGAUGAAGUUGGAACAGCCUAUCAGGUUGCAUGACACAGUAUGCCCAGCAUGUCUUUGGAUCGAUCCAGAGAUACGUUUUACAGAAUUCGUCGCUACUGGAUGGGGCAGCACUGGUCAUUUUGAGGAUCGCACUCCUUCGCUGCUAAAAGUUUCGCUAAAGCCCUUGGAAUCCUCCAAAUGUACAAAGUUUUAUACUAGUGAACUUGUUCGAGGUUUGAGUGCUGGACUGCAUGAGAACCAUCUGUGCGCUGUCGAUGAGAAGAUGGAUACCUGUGAAGGUGAUUCCGGUGGUCCACUUCAAGUCAAACUGCUACACCACACCCAUCUUACGCCUUACGUAGUGGCUGUCACCUCGUUCGGAUUGCCCUGUGGAUUAUCAAAUCCUGGAGUGUACACUAAAAUAGGUCCGUACCAUGACUGGAUUCUAGCAACUAUGCGACAAAGUGGUGCUGUUAUUGAAGAUGACAUUUUCAACACCACAUUUUGUGCAUUACGAUUCCAGAAAUUUCGUGAACAUAUAUAUACAACGCCUAUCAACAAAACACACGUGUACGAGUUUAAUGGCCUCACUAAGCAUAUAUAUACAGAUGAUCCACCUACAUAUCUUGUUCAGCUAAUGUGGAAUGUUAACGGAGGUCCUCGGAACUGUUAUGGUACAAUCAUUGAUGAAAAUACAGUUCUUACAGUUGCUAAUUGUGUUCAUCAUCAAGGGAUACCAGCUUCAUCUGUCUCACAUCCAGAGGAGGGUGUAUUGAAUAUCUCAAAAAUAAAUGUGCAUCCUAAAUAUAACCCAGAUUACGGCUACCAUAAUAUUGCCAUUUUACGCUUGGAGAAACUGUACAGAUUCAUUAACAUAAGACCAGCUUGCAUUGAUUAUGCCAACGUAUCUUUUGAUCAGCCAAAUGGCGUAUUUGGAUUCGGAAGGAAAGACAUUUACUAUUGUUUUGAUUUCCCAGAGUGUAUAGAUUCAUCGCUGAUACCAUUGAUUGUCUACGUAGAACCAAAGGAUGAGGAAACCUGCAGAUUAUCCAAAGAGUUUGUACCACACUUUCCAGACGGCAUCACUGAUGAACUUAUUUGUGCAGGUACUGAUCGAUUUCUGGUACCCGAAGCAUGUGAUCUGAAGCUUGGAGGCUCAUAUUCAGAGUAUAAUAAAAUUGAUACACGUAGACUUCCAGCCCUAGACAGAACCAUAGUUAUAUUUGGCGACUUGUAUCCUCCACUGGAUGGUUUGGUACAAAUUGGACGGGACUGUGGCUAUGGGGAACAUUUGCUGGCCACACGACUUCGGAGUCAUUUGAAAUGGAUGGAGCGCGUAUUGCUUCCAAAAAGAGCGACGAUAAACUCAGUUCAAUUCCUAGAUCACAGUCGCCGCGUAGGAGAUUCGUGCACUGAUGCCCAUAACCUUCCGGGAAGGUGCACAGCAAUAUCGAGAUGUCAGCGGAAGUGGAAAAAGUUUGAACUCACAAAAGAAGCCACAUUCUGCUCUUCGACUUCGGUGAUCUGUUGCCCUAACGCAGACAUCGAUAAAGACGCCUGGAGCAACAAACACUCGCUUCUUAUGAAGUGUCCAAAACUCGUGAACGCUUUGCUUCCAGAGAACAAUGGUGCACCAAUGGCUCGAAUUUUUGAUAGCUCAAACCGAUAUAUCUGCAUGGGCGCCAUCAUUUCCGAUCGAACAAUACUUACUUCUGCUAGCUGUGUGAACACCGAAACCACUCUUUCUGUUCAACCGCUAGGAAAUCCUAAAAUCACAAUACAAGUUCGACAAGUUGUGAAACACAGCUCCUUCAACACAACUGAUUACAGUAACGAUAUCGCUAUCCUGCGAUUACCACAAUCCAUGGUCUGGAAUCCUCAGCUUCAUCCAGCAUGCCUGUGGAACAACCAAACUCAUUCUCCACUUAUAGUUGAAAUGCUACAACCAUUCAAUACAACCGACGACACCGACAUCGAGUAUAUCGAGCUGCUAACGAUGUACAACUCGGACUGUCAAAGAACACAUGCCCACCCGAUUCGAGAUUCGCACAUUUGCGUCAAAUAUCCAUAUCGGGAGUACACGUGUCUUCCGUCGCACAGUAUGCUCCGAUGGGAAGAUGCGGAAGGUGUUCCAUACUUGAUUGGCCUGUCAACGGAUACCAGAGAGUGUAUGGGGUGGUCCUACAUGACCUUCUCACGGGUUACGGCUUUCGUCGAUUGGAUUGUGGACAACAUAGAUGAUAAGGAGAUCAGACGAUCUUUUAAUGUGUAAAGGCUUAUUAAAAAUCAAGUGUAGUUUCAGACUUACAGAUUCAACCAUAUGUUUCAUUUCAAAGGGAUGGAAAUCACCGAACUUUUCUCGAAACAAUAUUGAACAAGUAAUCGUUGCAAACGAUUAUCCGACUGUGAUUUACGGCUAGGUUCUGAGGAAUUUCUUGUUUAACCCUUGCCAUGCAUGACCCAA
Messenger RNA from Aedes albopictus (Asian tiger mosquito), 3026 nucleotides. RefSeq lists its product as uncharacterized. Bases 132 to 2834 code for a protein of 900 amino acids. The transcript has 10 exons. NCBI's taxonomy places the organism in Eukaryota, Metazoa, Arthropoda, Insecta, Diptera, Culicidae. Gene Ontology annotation, biological process: proteolysis. Gene Ontology annotation, molecular function: serine-type endopeptidase activity. The record is from RefSeq and is a predicted model, not a curated record.